CGGGCUCCCGUACGAGGUGAGCCCCGAGCAAGCCCUCUGCCACCCCGAGGUCCAGCGGCGCCUGGACAUCUCCGUCCGCACUCUCCUCACCGUGUCAGAGAAGUUCGUCUCUGCCAUCACCUCUUCUGUGGAUCAAAUCCCCUAUGGGAUGCGCUACGUGGCCAAAACCCUGCGGGCGUCCCUGGCUGAGAAGUUCCCCAAAGCCUCGGAGGAGGAGCUGGACAAGGUGGUGGGGAACCUCCUCUACUACCGCUUCAUGAACCCGGCGGUGGUGGCCCCCGACGGCUUUGACAUCGUGGACGUCUCAGCUGGGGCAGCCCUGCGCCCCGAGCAGCGCCGCAGCCUCGGCUCCAUCGCCAAAGUGCUGCAGCACGCGGCUGCACGGAAAGCCUUCGAGGGGGAGAACGCGCACCUGUGUGCAGCCAACCGCUACCUGGAGGAGACGCACGGCAAGUUCCGAAGGUUCAUCGCCGCUGCCUGCCGCGUCCCGGAGCCCGAGGAGAGGUUCAACAUGGAUGAGUACUCGGAGAUGGUGGCCGUGGCCAAACCCGUCGUCUACAUCACGGCGGGGGAACUCGUCGCCACGCACAGGCUCCUCCUCGAGCACAAGGACUCCAUCGCACCCGACCCCGGGGACCCUCUGCACGAGCUGCUGGAGGACCUGGGUGAGCUUCCCACUGUCCAGGCCCUGGUUGGAGAGAGUGCUCCCAGCCCAGGGGGGGGCACGGAGCCCGUGCUGUCGCAGCUCAGCAGCGUGGAGAUCUCCCUCACCCUCACCGGGAAGCCGCUGCCGGAGGUGGGCGGCGAGCAGAGCGAUGGCAGGAGCUUGCUGCUGAGCACCAAGCAGAUGCUGGUGGACGUCAUCCAGUGCCAGCCAGGAGGGUCCCUCACGGAGAUCCUGCGGACGCCGGCGUCGGAGCUGGAGGAAGCCUCCCACCACCACCUGAUGCGCUGGCGGGCGCUGUGGGACUCCCAGACCCCCCCCAGCCUGAAGCACCGCCGCUCGCUGGUGGCUGCCGGCCAGCUGAGCUUGGAGGAGAAGAAGCGGAGGAUCGUGCGGAACCUGCGGCGCCUGGAGGGCCUGGGGCUGGUGGCUGCAGCCCAGCACUACCAGGGGCUCGUCAACGAGCUGGCCAAGGACAUCCGCAACCAGCGGCGCUACCGGCAGCACCGCAGAGAGGAGCUGCUGAAGCUGCGGCAGACGCUGCGCGCCCUCGACGCCAAGACUUCGUUCUACGAGGAGCAGAUCGAUUAUUACAACCAGUACAUCAGGAGCUGCCUGGACGGCCUGAACCCGAUGGCGGCGCCGAGCGAGGCGUCGCGCCCCUGUGCCCGGCGAUGGCGGUGCUCCGUGCGCCCCUUCUCUUCCAGGCUCGGCGGGAAGAGCAAGAAGCUGCAGCCUCUGCGUUACAGCGCCGCGCGGCUCUGCGAGAUGGGGGUGCUGCUGGACAUCCAGGACCUGCCGGCCAGCCAGCUAAAGAAUGUCGUCUUCGACAUCGUCCCGUGCCAGGAGCCUGGCUGCUUCCAGGUGAAGGCCCAAUUCAUGGGCAUCGACAUGGAGCGCUUCCAGCUGCGCUACCAG
Molecule: messenger RNA, 1582 nt
Organism: Lagopus leucura (white-tailed ptarmigan)
Lineage: Eukaryota; Metazoa; Chordata; Aves; Galliformes; Phasianidae
Product: ras GTPase-activating-like protein IQGAP3
Exons: 11
Biological process (GO): regulation of actin cytoskeleton organization; regulation of GTPase activity
Cellular component (GO): cytoplasm
Molecular function (GO): actin filament binding; calmodulin binding; GTPase activator activity
Source: RefSeq, a predicted model, not a curated record